AUACGCAGGCAGACGUGGAGGCAGCUCCCACAGCCGCUGGCAUCGCUGCUGCAGGCAGAGACCCUCCAUUGUCAGCCCUGGGGGGGCCGCCGGGGGUCAGGCCCUGCAUGGGGGCGCGGGGAGAGGCCCAGCAGCGGCAGGGCUGGGUUUAGGGGCUGUCUCCUGGGCUGGCUGGAGGGAGGGGUGUCACUGGGGGUGGGGUGGGGGGGCAUCCUGCGCUGCUGGGGCUCAGGCGGGGAGCGGGGUGCUGCCCCCUGACCCCCCGGGAGCAGGGGGGCCAUGAGCGCUCAGGAUGAGCAGUUCCAAGCAGCAGCCCCUGACCCAGCGGCUUCCUCCGCCGAUGAUGGCAUGACCUGGUGGUACAGGUGGCUCUGCAGGAUUGCCGGGGUCAUCGGGGGCGUGUCCUGUGCCUUCGCUGGUCUCUGGAACUGCGUCACCAUCAACCCCCUGAACAUCGCGGCCGGCGUGUGGAUGAUGCUCAACGCCUUCGUCCUGUUCCUGUGCGAAGCCCCCUUCUGCUGCCAGUUUAUCGAGUUUGCGAAUGCCGUCUCUGCGAGGGCGGACAAGUUGCGGCCCUGGCAGAAAGCUGCUUUCUACUGCGGGAUGGCCGUGUUCCCGGUCAUGCUCAGCCUGACGCUGACCACACUCUUUGGAAAUGCCGUUGCGUUUGCCACCGGGGUGCUUUACGGCCUGUCGGUGCUCGGCAAAAAGGGAGAUGCCAUUUCCUAUGCCCGGAUCCACCAGCAGCAGAAGCAAAUGGAUGAAGAGAAGCUCACGGGGGCCCUGGAGGGACAGGCUCUCUGAAGCACGUGAGCUCAGGGUAACCUCUCCUGGACACUGGGAUGUUGGUGAAGAUACAGAAACCCACUCUGCCCUUCCCUCUGCCCUCUCUGUUACGCCACGAUUUCCCUGGACGCUGCAGCAACUGGAAAUCUCAGGGGCUGGGACGGGCUGUGCCCUCUUCUCACACCAGCAGCCAGACCUCAGCGCGUUGGCCCCUCUCUCCUCCUCAUCCCUCAACCACUUAUCUCACAGCCCCGCUAUUUUUUAAUUUGUAAUUUAUUUCGGUUUUUCUGCUGCAGAGGUGCUGACUCUCUGAGUGCUGCUUUACAAGCCUGAGUAGGUAGCCUUUCUUUGGAGUGACACCUGAUAACGAGCCGAGGAUGCAUCCUCGUUUGGGAACCGCUGUCCCGCUGGGGUGAGGAGGGACAGAGCUGGCCUGCGCCGGGCUCACGGGAGUCAGGGAGCUGCUGGCCUCGUGCCUGGGGGUAACCUGCCAUCGCACGUUUUCAGUAACGCUCUCUGGUGCGGCCCUUCCCCGGUGUAAUACGCUAAUCCAGGGGUUAGCAAUACGUGGCGAUGCUUAAGCUUGGUCUUUGGCCGUUGAGUAUAUUGUAAUACGGGUCCGGUUAGGCCGGGCGUCGGGGGCAUUGCUGCACGGGAAAGGACCUCCAGCAAAAAGCCCGUAUAAAGACAAUAACCAUCUCUGCAGAGGAGCUGGGGCAGAUCCUGAUACUACAAAGCACAGUCCCCUCUUCCUCUGGAUACAGCUGCAGGCAAUUAUUGCAAUUUACUUGAAUUAUAAGAAUUAAUUACUUUGUCUUAAUAAGGGUACUUUUCUUAAGCUUCGCUCUUUUACUGGGGAAGAAGGGAAAUAAGGUUUGCUUUACCUCAGCUGAAAAAGGGUACUAUUGCUUGAGCCAAGCAGGACGUUUUGCUGGUGUGAGGGUUACUGAUGUGCAAAGAGCAUCCUUCCCUCGUGAGCCUGGGACUCUGCUCUGUUCUCUCUCACUCCCUGCAUCCACUCCUGCUCCUGUGACCCAUCCCUCCGCGCAAGGGAUGUGCUCUUUGCUCCUGUCUGGUACAGCCUUUCUCUUUGUGCAUCAGUCCUGGGCUGGUUUUGUAUGGGAAGGUGGCAUAUCCUUCCUUUGCCAACACAGAGAAGCCUGCACCAUUUCCGUGUGGACAGCUGGGAUGUCUUGUUUCUUUAUUCCAGGCUCCAUCAGUGGUUUUCACGUCAUAUUUUCUGUUUGUUUUGUAUCGUGCAGAACGCUAAGUCCAGAUCCCUCUCUUCUCAUCGUGGUUUCUUCUGGGGGGUUUAAUUUAUUUGAUUUUACAUGAUUGCUUUUUGUUUUGAUUAGGAAAAGGGGGAAUAAUUUAUUUCUAGUUAUUUAAGUAUUUUGAUGAGACUCCUUGUCUCUGGACAUAAGAGAAAGGAGUGCUCUGUUUCGUGUCCUUCACAAGACCGCCUCAUUUCAUGGGGGUGUCUGAACCCGGGGAGAGCCCUGGCUGCUGUAACUGCGAUGCUGUACCUGGGGUACCGUAAAAUCCGAUUUCAGCUUUCAGAGCGUUUCUCAGACUUUCGGAAGGCGUGCUGCCCUUUGACCUCUUUGUCGUUUUCUGGGCCACUGGCUUGACAAAGUUUGUUUUCCCCCUCUUCUGGGCGAGAGAAGGGAGGAGAACCGGGCUGUGGCUGCUGCACUGGAGGUUUGUGCUCACUCGGCAGCCAAGGCAGGCAGCAGCUACGGCGAGCAGCGGCAGCGGGGACUGCAGCCUCUUCUCACUCCUCUGCCCUGGAGCUGAGCUCCCGCUGCCACCAACGCUCUUGAAUCGCCGGGUACCAGAGGGGUUGCACCGCGCAGGCUGGCUGCCGUCUGUCAGACGGGUCUGUCCGCCCACCACUCUGCGGCUUCUGAGCAGUGUCGGGUUGGAAACUAUCUGUGUAACGUGUGCUUCUCUAGGUACGGUGCGUAGUCACGCUAGCUGAACGACAGCAGAACGUCCCUGGCAGAGCCCGCGGGGAGCCGCUGCUGGAGCGGGAGGCUGGGUACGGACGUAGCGUUGCAGCGGGAGCAGAGCGGUCCCUGGGGAUGGGGGGGCUAAGCUGUCAGCUAAUGCUGGUGGUUGUUGCUUCAGUGGAGCUCAGGGAGGUGUGAGGAUUUACAGCGGGCAGGAACACGGCUUGGGUUUAUUUGCCCUUGCAGCUGGAUGCUGGGUAGCCACUUUGUGCUAAGCCCCUUUCCCCCCAGGCCUCUGAACCGCGAUUGCUCCGACACCAGCUCGUCUGGGACGCAGAAAGGCACCGCCAGCCCAGAUGCAGCUUGUUUCAAUACCGGCUGUGCCGUCUUGCAGCCCCCAGCUCUGGGCCGGUCCUUGUUGCUGCAUGCAAUACAGGGGCCACUGGCCUUCCUCGGGCGUGCGUGCAGGGACCGCAGCCUCCUGCGUGGGUCACGCUGCCUGCGGGCGUGGGUGCUGCAGGAGGAACACGCUGCAGCCCACGGGAUACUUGGGUGCUAAGAGCCUCUCUGCUCUUCAAGCCAGCCAUGUCCCUGUGCAGCACCUUUACUGGGUGGUUCAAGUGCAGAGUCCUGCCUAGCAAACAGGACAUCUGCUUUGUUUUCAGGGGGUUUUGGGGAAGUUACGUAGUGUUUAGUAGAGGAAUGUUGCAGACAGAUGCACGUAGCUACGAGCAUGUCUUUGGUAGUGACUGCGUUGCUCUGUGAGUAGUUCUACAGUAGCUUUAGUGUCAGGAGGUGAAAGGCAAAGCAGAGGCGAUAGAGUAACGCUUGGAGGCUGAUCUGCACCCGCAGUGAUGAACCACAGAACUGGUAGGAUCCUCGCUGGCUUCAUCUGACUGCUGCUGGUCCGUGGCACUGGGACAGUCCUGGGGCUGGCGCAGGCAGAUGCUGCUCCAGGUCACUUGGAGGGCUCAUUGGCACGGACGGGUCCGCUCUGCUCCCCUGGCACCAAGGGCAGAAGUCCUUUGGGUGCCAGCAGUACUGUCGUGCUGUGUUUUGCAGCAGUCAGGUCUGACGCUGGGGCCAAGGCAAGCGAACAACCUGCAUCAGCUCUGCCACCGUUAGCAGGUUGCAAACCUCAGCUCUGAGCUCCACGCUUUCGUUGAAAAUGGGUCUCAGGGACUCUUCUGUGAGAUGAGCUGGAGCCUUUGGCCACAAUGCUUGAAGACGCCGGGUUUGUCCAGUGUCUCUGUGCCUGCCGCAACAGGAGGGGUCUCAGAUCUGUGCUCCAGAAGUGCUGGUGCCUGCAGGUGUGCAACUGGAGUGGAAGCUGUUGGGAAUUUCGGCUGUCCGUGAUGCAGCUGAAACCAAACCAGAUGCUGCCAUCGUUGCAGACGUGGCCUGGCAAAGUAUGCAUGCAGGGCCGGCAGCACCCGUGGCUGUCAGGAGUUGUAGUGACAGUUAGUGGAUGGUCUCGCCUCGGUGUGGGCAAGAGACCGUUUUUGUGGAGAUAGAAAGGACCUUUAGCGUAGUAGCAUCACAGUAGUUAAUAUGCCCGUUCACAGUGCAUGGUGGUCAUUAAUUGUGUUUAGAGGCACCAUCAGGGUGCGUGGAGCUGUGUAAGGAUAAAUGAAGUUAAAAGCCCUGCUCUAGAGAGAUUUUACAGGCUCAACCCAGUCCCCGCUGACGGUGUCCAGGCUGGAUGGCUAAUCCAUGGGGUCUCUGUGGAAGAGGUUCUGCUUGCCAGGGCUUGGAAAGGCCUCUUGGGAGACGAUGGGACAGAAGUUUUGUUACAUGAGAACUCAAGAGCGGGUGAUGCAUUGACUACAGUGAGUUGUCGAUGAGUGUGGAAAGACACCCGGGUACUGGCAGCAUAAGUGCGCUUAGCGAUGGACUGUUACACCAUUCACCACGUGAGCUGUGCGCUUCUUACCCACGUGCAUUUACACAGCGUGCAGCUCUGCCCUGUCCCAUUCAGUCAUGAAGCUGACAGCACUUGUGCGUGUUAGCUCCGCUGUCCCCUGGGGCUGUCCGUUGGGCGUGAAGCGAAGAGCAGAAGCUCGCUUUCUGCUGCGUACCCAGACCUCGCUGUUCUGGGCAGGAGCUGAUUUUGUAACACCAAUUGAUUCUCUGUGUGUGCAGUGAAUAAAAAGACCAUUCUACCUCUGGA
Grus americana (Whooping crane) is the source of this 4908-nucleotide messenger RNA. It is a transcript of the gene CACFD1, whose product is annotated as calcium channel flower domain containing 1. NCBI's taxonomy places the organism in Eukaryota, Metazoa, Chordata, Aves, Gruiformes, Gruidae. The transcript is spliced from 5 exons. Gene Ontology annotation, cellular component: membrane. Gene Ontology annotation, biological process: vesicle-mediated transport. The coding region runs from base 280 to 804 and encodes 174 amino acids. The record is from RefSeq and is a predicted model, not a curated record.